GCUUAAGUUUGAGGUGGAAGGAGCUGGGCCUGCUGCGCCCGCCCGCCCAUGCAAACAGAAUUGCAGAAGUUGAGCCUCCGCUUAUCACUUCCCUGAGAAGGACAGCACAUUUCCAGCUUCCUGUGCCUAAGAGCAAGUACCCAGCGCCCUUCGCGCUGCUCAAACCCAGGCUGACCUGUGCAUAUGGGUCAGGGGAUCAGGAUGGGGCCUGUGCACGAGCCUAGCCUCUGCUACAAGAACUAGAGGAAGCAAUUCCAGAAGAGCACUGCCCAGACUCAGGAGCAGAAGACCAGGGGCGUUCAGUGGCUUUUCUAAUGACUCUCCUCACUAUGAUCCCCUGUCCUGCACAGAGAGACAUUGACUUCUACAGGAGAAAUUGAAGCAGCCCUGCCACAAACCACAGCAGAAGCAAGAAGGAAGCAGACAUCGGGUACCCCUGACCUGCAAACACUAGUUCUAGUGUACACCCCUGCUGGAUGCCUGUGUCUUGACGGCCUCACAGCAAUUCCAAGGCUAGAACUGACACCCGUCUCAUGUGCCAGAAACUCAGCCCAUGCUCUGUGUAAAAGGUCCCCCAGAGCAGGAAGCAGAAGAUGGGGCUUUGGACGUGACAAGAGGGUCCCAGUGCCCACUCCCCACAGAAGGCUCCAUCUUGGGACAGGAGCUUCUAGACUGUACCAGAAUGAACGAAGACCAGAAUACAGACGAGAAUGGUGCUGGCCACCUGUACUCCGAGAGCCCAUCACAGCUCAGGGAGUAUCUCACACAGCCAUCGUCUGAACAGACCUCAUCCUCGGAGAGCACUGUGACGUCAAGUGAUUCUGGAUCAGACAUUUUGCACAUGGCUUCUGGUGACCUUGACUGCAAACCUCUCUGUGAGAAGGAGGAAGAAGCAAGAGCGGCCUCUGCCAUGCAAGGCACCAGCACAGCUCUGGCUACUUGUGGAGACUACGCGAAUGUGGGCGUGGUCAAGGCUUCAUCCCAGCAGGAAGCAGGAGAGCAACUCAGAACUACGGAAGACGGCGGGAAGGGCAGUGCCCCAGGAGAGACGGAGGUUUCCAUGCCCCCCAAAGCAUCUGUGAAGCUCGUUAACUUUCAGCAGAGUGAAAACACUUCAGCUAAUGAGAAGGAAGUGGAGGCAGAAUUCCUCAGGUUAUCUUUGGGACUUAAGUGUGACUGGUUUACAUUGGAGAAGAGGGUGAAGCUUGAAGAGAGGUCCCGGGACCUGGCGGAGGAAAAUUUGAAGAAAGAAAUCACAAACUGUUUAAAGCUUUUAGAGUCGCUGACUCCCCUGUGUGAAGAGGACAACCAGGCUCAGGAAAUCAUUAAGAAGCUGGAGAAGAGUAUAGUGCUGCUCAGCCAGUGCACAACCCGUGUGGCCAGCAGGGCCGAGAUGCUGGGAGCCAUCAACCAGGAAAGCCGGGUGAGUAGAGCAGUGGAGGUGAUGAUCCAGCACGUGGAGAACCUGAAAAGGAUGUACGCCAAAGAGCACGCAGAGCUGGAGGAGCUGAAGCAGGCACUGCUGCAGAACGACAGGUCUUUUAACUCUCUGCCAGAUGAAGAUGACUGUCAGAUUAAAAAGCGUUCAUCUUCUCUAAAUUCCAAGCCAUCUUCUCUUCGAAGAGUGACCAUUGCCUCUUUACCCAGGAAUCUUGGAAAUGUGGGGCUGGUGUCAGGCAUGGAAAAUAAUGACAGAUUCAGCCGGCGGUCGAGCAGCUGGAGAAUCCUGGGGACAAAGCAGGGCGAGCCCCGCCCCUCCCUGCACCGCUUCAUCAGCACCUAUUCCUGGGCUGACGCCGAGGACGAGAGAAGUGAUGUGAAAGCCAGAGAUGCCCCGGAACCACCAGGAGAAGAGGCAGUAGAGAGGACCAGGAAGCCCAGCCUUUCUGAGAGGAGAAGCAGUGCGUUGGCUUGGGACAGGGGCACAAUCUGCAGCUCUGUGGCUUCCUGGGUCACUCACCUGCAGGCGUCCUUCAGAAGAGCCAACAGAGCACUCUGGCUCACGGGGCUCUUCAUCAUACUGAUCGCAGUGCUGAUGAGCAUCCUCACAGGUCAGCUCUUCCAGACAGCCGUGGAGGCUGCGCCCACACAGGAGGGGGACUCCUGGUUGUCUCUAGAACACAUCUUAUGGCCAUUUACCAGACUCGGGCGUGACGGACCGCCGCCAGUGUGACUGACGUGCAGCUCAAUGUCCCCUUGGAUUUUAACGUUUCCCUCUGAGAUUUGUAAAUUGGUAACUUUUUUAGUAACUAUAGUGCAAAGCUAGGGUCCUCGGCAGCUGGGAUCUUUUAAUUCCCCAACAAAAGCACAGGGGACUUCAAAAGGGAGGGGACUCCACCUAGGGUAUUUUAAUAAGCUUUCUGAGUGAGAAGCAUCAAACUUUAUUGAGAUGUAUCCAAAUAAAGACCAUUCAAAUCUU
Molecule: messenger RNA, 2419 nt
Organism: Mus pahari (shrew mouse)
Lineage: Eukaryota; Metazoa; Chordata; Mammalia; Rodentia; Muridae
Gene: Irag2
Product: lymphoid restricted membrane protein
Exons: 21
Coding region: 554-2173 (539 amino acids)
Cellular component (GO): endoplasmic reticulum membrane
Source: RefSeq, a predicted model, not a curated record